ACUCGCUUACUCCAACCAAUAGGAGAGAGAGGAAAUUUAAGAGCGAGAGAGAGAGAAAGAAAAGAGAGAAAACUCAGUUGUUUUGUUUUUUUCUUUUGGGUGUUUUUCUUCCCCUAGCAUUUCAACCUACAGAGAAUAGUCCGUACAGCUGAAAAUUAGGGUUUUAAAGCGGUUCAGGAACGGAUUGAAAUUUCUAUCAUAUCAAAUCGGUGUUCUCAAAUCUAAGGUUAGGGUUUGGGAUAGUUGUUGGUGUUCUAUUUGAUUAAUUUAUCCUUCCAUGAGAGUUUCUCGUUUCUCAGACGAGGCUUCUGCUGUGUGAAAAUUUUCUGCUCCCCAAAAGGCUUUGAAAUCGAUUGCUUCCGUGCGUUUAAAUAGAAACAAAAUUCUUAAGCAGUAAUUUGUGAUUGUAUUUAUUUUAUGAGAUAGAAUAGGGUUUCAUAUUUAAUGGAUGAGAUCUGGGAGAGAGCCGUUGAGACAGCGCUAGACGGACAAACCGACUACGCCUCGGCUCGAACCCUAACCCUGGACGGAGCCGUUAAGUGCUUCCAAGGUCGCCUACCCCCACCUAGCCUUCUAGAGAAGUUCCAGAAUCUUCAGCACCUGUCUAUUGCUAAUACUGGCGUUUCGUCGCUUGAGCAGUUUCCUCGUCUCCGAAACCUCGAGAAACUCAUUCUCUCUGACAAUCGGAUCGCUGGUGGCCUUGAAUUUCUCGUUGACGCAGGCCUCGAUUCACUGCGAGACCUCGACCUCUCCAAUAAUCGGAUUCAAUACAUCGAAGAUCUUGCCCCUCUCGCUCAGCUUAAGCUCGUCUCACUCGAUCUCUAUGAAUGCCCGGUUACUCGUGUCAAGGACUAUCGAUCUAGGGUUUUCGGGUUGAUCAAAUCGCUCAAGUAUUUGGAUAAGAUGGAUGCGGAGGAGAACGAGCGUCCCGAGUCCGACGACGAAGAGGACGAGGAAGAUGAUGAUGAUGAGGAUGACCCUGGGAGCGGAGAAAUCGAUGGUGAGGAUCGACCAUACAGAACGAAUAAUGGUCACAGUGAAGGGGCUGAGGGAGUUGUUGAUGCUGAUGAGGACGAAGAAAGCGAUGCUGAUGAGGAGGAGACGGAGACAGCUCGGAGGUUGAAUGGACAAAGUCACCAAGCAAAUGGGUUUCGCGUUGCCCCAGUGGAGGGAGCAAGAGAUGGAGAUGAGGACGAAGAGGAUGGGGAUGAAGACAAUGAAUCCGGAGAGGAAAUCGAUGAAGAGGACGUUGAGGAUGAUGAUGUGGUGGAGGUUCAUGAGAUUGAUGACAGCGAUGAUGAGGAAGAUGCGGUUGAGUAUGAUGAAGAUGAUGAUGAUGAAGACGAUGAUGAGGAUGAAGAGGUUGACAAUGAUGAGGGGGAUUUUGCCGAACCUGAGAGCACAGGGAGGUUGACAAGCACUGAAGGGGAAAUUGAUGGGCAUGAACAAGGAGAGGAUGAUGGGGAUGAAGAUGAUAAUGGGGAGACAGGAGAGGAAGAGCAGGGCGUUGAAGAAGAUGGGGAGUUUGAAGAGGAAGAAGAGGGUGAAGAGGAGGAGGAAGACUAUGGUGCAGGCUACUUAGUUCAACCUGUGCGACAGCCUGAUGUAGACGAUGCUGGAGGUAGUGACAUGGACCCAGGGAACGAAGAAGGUGAUGGUGAAGAAGAGGAAGAAGUCGAAGAUGACGAUGAAGUUCAGGUGCUGCCUCCAUCAUCUUCACAGCUGAAGAGGAAGAGAGAUGAACAUGUGGAGGAUGAUGAUGACAGCGAGGAUGAAGAGGAUGAUGAUGAUGUUGUUGAUCACAGCAAGUCUUCGAAGAAGGAUCGUUGACGCUUGUCCAUGGCCUUCUCAAUUUAUGCUCUUUUUUUUUUUUUUUUUUUUUUUUUUUUUUUCAUUUUCAUGUCUUUACAGUAAGGAGACAGGGAACCUCACUUAGAUAGGUUGGUUGGUAGUCUGUUAGUGAUUUUGGCUAUCUUCUCGGACAAAUAUAUGGUAGGGAAAAACUAUGGUUUCCAUGGGGUGGCAUAUGUUUUUUAGUUCAAAAAGUCGUUAGUCCUUUGUCCCCGCUUGGAUCUCUUAUAUAGCCGUUACUCCUUGUUAUUCAAAUGGCAGUUAAAAGAGGGGUCGUUCGCGAGCACAUGUUCUGAUUUUGGGGAGUCGGUUUUUUAAAAGGGGACUUCUUGGAGGGAAAAAAAUGAAGAGGGAAAACUCACAAAUGACCUUGUUUUUUCUUCUGUAGUUCAAGCAGUAUUUUUUUCCCCAAAAAAAAAAAAAAAAAAAAAAUUGGAAAGGGGUAUUGUAAAAACGCUUGUAGAUAGUUUUAUGAUUUUUAUCUUUUUUAUGUUCAAGCCAAUCAAAGUGGGCUGUUUUUGUGUCGAA
This is a messenger RNA of Ziziphus jujuba (common jujube), 2379 nucleotides long. RefSeq names its product acidic leucine-rich nuclear phosphoprotein 32-related protein. The record is from RefSeq and is a predicted model, not a curated record. The coding region runs from base 445 to 1830 and encodes 461 amino acids. Lineage: Eukaryota; Viridiplantae; Streptophyta; Magnoliopsida; Rosales; Rhamnaceae. Gene Ontology annotation, cellular component: nucleus. Gene Ontology annotation, molecular function: histone binding. The transcript has 2 exons.